Closterium sp. NIES-65 is the source of this 1578-nucleotide messenger RNA. Lineage: Eukaryota; Viridiplantae; Streptophyta; Zygnematophyceae; Desmidiales; Closteriaceae. The record is from the annotation of a GenBank genome assembly.
AUGGACGUGGACAUGGACGUGGACGUGGACAUGGACGUGGACGUGGACGUCGACGUGGACGUGGACGUGGACGUGGAGGUGGACGUGGACGUGGAGGUGGACGUGGACGUGGAGGUGGACGUGGAUGGACGUGGACGUGGACGUGGAGUGGACGUGGACGUGGACGUGGACGUUGACGUGGACGUGGACGUGGACAUGGACGUGGACGUGACGUGGACGUGGACGUGGACAUGGAGGUGGACGUGGACGUGGACAUGGAGGUGGACGUGGACGUGGACGUGGACAUGGACGUGGACAUGGACGUGGACGUGGACGUGGACAUGGACGUGGACAUGGACGUGGACGUGGACGUGGACGUGGACGUGGACGUGGAGUGGACGUGGAGUGGACGUGGACGUGGAUGUGGACGUGGACGUGGACGUGGACGUGGACGUGGACGUGGACGUGGACGUGGAGGACGUGGACGUGGACGUGGACGUGGACGUGGACGUGGACGUGGAGAACUUGGACGUGGACAUGGACGUGAACGUGGACGUGGACGUGGACGUGGAGGACUUGGACGUGGACAUGGACGUGGACGUGGACGUGGACAUGGACGUGGACGUGGACGUGGAUGUGGACGUGGACGUGGACAUGGACGUGGACGUGAACAAGACGUGGACGUGGACAUGGAGUGGACGUCGACGUCGACGUGGACGUGGACGUGGACGUGGACGUGGACGUGGACGUGGACGUGGACAUGGACGUGGACAUGGACGUGGACGUGGACGUGGACGUGGACAUGGACGUGGACGUAGACGUAGACGUGGACGUGGACGUGGACGUGGACGUGGACGUGGACGUGGACGUGGACGUGGAGGACGUGGACGUGGACGUGGACGUGGACGUGGAGGACUUGGACGUGGACAUGGACGUGGACGUGGAGUGGACGUGGACGUGGACGUGGACGUUGACGUGGACGUGGACGUGGACAUGGACGUUGACGUGGACGUGACGUGGACGUGGACGUGGACGUGGACGUGGACGUGGACGUGGACGUGGACGUGGACGUGGACGUGGACGUGGACAUGGACGUGGACAUGGACGUGGACGUGGACAUGGACGUGGACAUGGACGUGGACGUGGACGUGGACAUGGACGUGGACGUGGACGUGGACGUGGACGUGGACAUGGACGUGGACGUGGAGUGGACGUGGAGUGGACGUGGACGUGGACAUGGACGUGGACGUGGACGUGGACGUGGACGUGGAGGACGUGGACGUGGACGUGGACGUGGACGUGGACGUGGACAUGGACGUGAACGUGGACGUGGACGUGGACGUGGAGGACUUGGACGUGGACAUGGACGUGGACGUGGACGUGGACAUGGACGUGGACAUGGACGUGGACGUGGACGUGGACGUGGACGUGGACAUGGACGUGGACGUGGACGUGGACGUGGACGUGGACAUGGACUUGGACAUGGACGUGGACGUGGACGUGGACGUGGACAUGGACGUGGACGUGGACAUGGUCGUGGACGUGGACGUGGACGUGGACGUGGACAUGGACGUGGACGUGAACAAGACGUGGACGUGA